Messenger RNA from Mesocricetus auratus (golden hamster), 2406 nucleotides. RefSeq names its product family with sequence similarity 178 member B (gene Fam178b). The coding region runs from base 275 to 2104 and encodes 609 amino acids. The record is from RefSeq and is a predicted model, not a curated record. The transcript has 18 exons. Lineage: Eukaryota; Metazoa; Chordata; Mammalia; Rodentia; Cricetidae.
AUGCGGCGCCUGGCGGGCCCGGUGGCCUCCGCGGAAGGUCGCCCGCCCCUCACGCCUGCCUGGCCCCGCGCCCCCCGCACCCGCCAUCCUGGUAGCCUGCUCCAGCUGUUGAGGUUCCCCCGGUGCUUCCAUUAACCACCACCCGCCCCCCCGACGCCCGGUCCUCCUCCUGAGGCACUGAGUCCCGGCUCCCAGGAGUAGGCCUCCAUCAGACUGGCUCGCUCGCGGGGUAGGCCCCAAAGCUUCGUUUUCCCGGAAGGAGAAGGAGGGUGUGAUGGAGCGGCCAUACCUGAAUCUGGAAGUGCAAGAGCUCUGCAGCCCCACAGUGGCUCUAACUCCCAAGUUGUUGAAGAGGCCCAAGAUGCAGAUGCCCCAAGACUCGUUCCCCACUGACUGGAGCCCACCACCUGUAGAGUUCCUAAACAAGAACAGGAGACUGCACGAGAACUGGGAGAAGGAGUCCCCAGAUUCAGACCGGAAGGUGGGGCUCACCUCACUGGAAGAACUGUUCUGUAACAUGGCAAGUCCCAGCCAGCAGGCUGUGACUCCCAAGAUUUCCUCUGGAGCCUCAGAGUGCUAUGUCAACAACUUAGAUUACUUACUGCAAGAGAAGAGGCAACAGGCCCUGGAGCAGGAAUGGAAGCAUCUGCUGCAGCAGAAACAGCUCAACCUGGAGCCCUCUGAGUGUGACGAAGACUACAGAGAAGCAGUGCUCACACCUGAGCACAGGAUGCUCGUGGAGAAGUUCUCCAUAUCCCUGCAGGUCAUUUCGCCAGUGCAUCCAGGUGAAACUGUGUUUUUGCCUAGACAUCAGCCCUUGCCUUGCAUCCUGGACUCCUCCAGUCUAAAGCCACACAGUCAACUGGAAGAGCUGUUCCUCAGGUCCCCACUGCCCCAGCAGCUCUCCUUCCUGCACAAGGGCCUCCUGAGCAACCUCUACCUGCAUGCCUCUGAUUACCCGAUACCUCUGCUCCAGUGGCUGUUCAAGUUGUUAACAUGGCCUCCAGAAACAUCUUCGAGAGCUUUUAGUCUCCUCUGGGAUCUCAGCAUAGAUGGACUAUUCCGUCAGCCUGAUGAAGCCAUGUGCUUGUGGUGUCCUUCACUACAAGAGGUCAAGGAGGUGUUCCACAGCCUGGGAGCCUACAACCCUGCCCUGUAUCCGCAGGGGCCCUUCCAGCACAGCCCAAGAGUGCUUGAGAGUGAGGCCAGCGUGGGCAGGGGGGAGACACACAGUUCUCCCCAGGAAGUGGCCUUGAACAUUAAGCUGAGCUACAUCUACAAGUUCCUGAUCCUGUGUUUCCUAGUCCAGCCAAAGUCCUACACCGAUGCCAGCAUCUUGGGCCUGAUGGAGCUGCUGUGCCGUGCAGGCCUGGAUGUGGGGUUGCGCCUGCUGCCUAAGACUGACCUCCAGCAACUCCUGCUCCUACUGCUGGAAAACAUCCAAGAGUGGCCUGGAAAGCUCCAGCCGCUGUGCAGCGCCCUCAGCUGGGUUUCAGACCACCACCACAACCUGUUGGUCCUCGUGCAGUUCUUUCUGGACGUGACUCCCCGGGCCAGGCAGCUUCGAAGCCAACUGAGUCUCACAGUUAUUGCCCGAAUGCUGGGUCAGCAAGAGGCACUUCCUCUCUGGGAAUCGAAAAGCCAGCUAGCCUUGCUCAGCCAGCUGCUCAGCCUCAUGAGGCCAUCAUCCCUCAGGCAGUGUCUGGGUGUUGAGACCUUGCCAUCCUGUCAGGGGCAAGAGCCAAAGGCCAAUGCUGAGAUAGACCACAAGCCUGGAUUCAUGUUUGUGCAUGAGAAGCUGGGCUCCUCAACUGGCUUGGGUUCUGCUGCUCCAAACAAGGUCUGCUAUCUGUGCCACAGCCUCUUGAGCCUGGCUGGGGUGGUGGUCAGUAGCCAGGAUAUCACUCCAGAUCAGUGGGGUGAGCUGCAGCUGUUGUGCAUGCAGUUGGACCGCAACAUCAGCACCCAUAUCCGGGAGAGCCCCCAGGCCAUGCACCGGACCAAACUCAAGGACCUAGCCACCCAGACCUACAUCCGCUGGCAGGACCUGCUGGCUCACUGUCAGCCCCAGGGCCAGUACUUCAGUCCUUGGAAAGACAUUUAAAGCGGUCAGGGCAAAGUGGCCCAGGGUUCUGGACUCCAGCAGAAAGAGAACUGUAGGAGGUGAAUGGAGGCUGAAGCCUAGUGCAGCUAGACUGCUGUCACUGGGGUCCUUGUCUCUGACCAUCCACAUCCUUGAACUCUCCUGACUGCUCAGCUAUCUCUGGGGUCUUGUCUCUACAGCUCUGGCUUCCCAGGUCCUCCUGGGCCCUCCUUGUUGGUCACUGUUCCCCGCCCCCACACCUUGCUCUCUGACCAUUGUUAAUAUGGGGUUCCUUUAUGCACAUUAAAGUCUUACUUUGGGCA